Molecule: messenger RNA, 168 nt
Organism: Emiliania huxleyi CCMP1516
Lineage: Eukaryota; Haptophyta; Isochrysidales; Noelaerhabdaceae
Exons: 1
Cellular component (GO): nucleosome
Molecular function (GO): DNA binding; protein heterodimerization activity; structural constituent of chromatin
Source: RefSeq, a predicted model, not a curated record
AUGGCACGCACCAAGCAGACAGCGCGCAAGUCGACCGGCGGCAAGGCGCCCCGCAAGCAGCUCGCCACCAAGGCGGCGCGCAAGUCGGCCCCCGCCACCGGCGGCGUCAAGAAGCCGCACCGCUACCGCCCGGGCACCGUCGCGCUCCGCGAGAUCCGCCGCUACCAG